AUGGGCAACUGUUUCCACACAGCGCAAGGUCGUCGCGGUGUCGACACCAAGAAGAGCGCGGUGCCGGAGGAGGAGGAGGAAGUUACUCCGCCGGUGAAGGAGGUGAAGAUCAGGAUCACGAGGAAGCAGCUGGAGGACCUGCUGCGGCGCCUCGACCAGGAGGACGGCUGCAGCGGCGCCGUCAUCUCGGAGCUCCUCUGCAUGACGAGCAGCUCCAAUUUCCGGCACAGGGGGCAGACCGCACAGUGGACGCCGGCGCUGCAGAGCAUACCGGAGUGA
Messenger RNA from Triticum turgidum subsp. durum (durum wheat), 279 nucleotides. The record is from the annotation of a GenBank genome assembly. NCBI's taxonomy places the organism in Eukaryota, Viridiplantae, Streptophyta, Magnoliopsida, Poales, Poaceae.